UGGGCGUUGGCAGGGUCUAGGACCACGGCAGGGGCUGCCACAGCAGGGCCCUGCAGUGUGGGCUGGGUCCUUGUCGCUAAAACAGAGAAGCCACUUCUCUUGGGACCACAAGGCAACUGUCCCAUGCUCUACUGAGCACGGCCCAGAGAGAGCCCCCCCAAACAAAAUACGCCCUACUGGAUGCCAGCCCCGGGGACCUUCGCCGCAGCAGCUCAUCCCAUUCUCGUGACCAUUCUUUGAAACAGUUGUACCUGUUCUACAGGCGCAGGAGGUCGGGUUGAGGCUGGAAGCUGAGGGAACUGUGGGUGCCAUGCCUCUGCAACUCCUCCUACUGCUGACCCUGUUGGGCCCUGGCAGCAGCCUCCAAGCGUGGGACACCUGGGAGGAUGCGGCCAAAGAAGCCCCAGACCACCUGUUUGCCCGGGCCCGGAGGCAGGUGGACCCUGGGGACGAUGGCUUUGACGUGUACGAAGAGUCCUAUAACACAGACCCUCCAGAGAUGCUUGGAAAUGAUGGCACAGAGGCUGUGACCCUGAGCCCCAACCUCCAGGCUGCGACGGGACUACUGGGGCAGAGAGAUUCUGCAGGGCCUGGUACUCCUGAGCCGGCCCCUCUGGGGGUGGUCAGAGGCGACUCUACUGGCCCGGAUGCGAGAGGGGCAACCAUCAGGGACCUCGGCACGGAGUUUGUGACAGCGGGGAUUCCCAUCACGCCAAUCUUUCUGCCCCAAAAGCUGGUCACUUCAAUCCCUCCCAUCACGGAGGCUUCAUCUACACAGGGGGCUUCAUCCACACAGGGGGCUCCAUCCACAGAGCUGGCCUCCGUGAGUGCCCUGUUCAUGGGGCCAGCUGCCACGGAGGCUGCGACCACACAACCCGAGGCCAUGGAGGCACUGUCCACCCAACCCGCGGUCAUGGAGGCCCUGUCCACCCAACCCGCGGUCAUGGAGGCCCUGUCCACCCAACCUGCGGUCAUGGAGGCCCUGUCCACCCAACCCGCGGCCAUGGAGGCCCUGUCCACACAACCCGUGGCCAUGGAGGCCCUGUCCACCCAACCUGCGGUCAUGGAGGCACUGUCCACAGAACCCUCAGUCAUGGAGGCACUGUCCACAGAACCCUCAGUCAUGGAGGCACUGUCCACAGAACCCUCAGUCAUGGAGGCACUGUCCACCCAACCUGUGGCCACAGAGGCCCUGACCACAGCGCUAGCUGCCAUGGAGGCACUGUCCACAGCAUUAGCUGCCACAGAGGCCCCUGACACGGAGGCCCCUUCCACAGAGCCGGCUGCCACGGAGACCCUGCCCAAGGACCCAGCCACCAUGAAGGCCCCAUCCACACAACCUGCUACCCCACGGGACCUAACCACAGCCCAUCCUGUGCCCUCUGACCCCCCCGGGGGCCCCGCCAUGGCAGUCAGCACUCCGUCUGGUGGCUCCAUCAAACAGCAGGAACACAGCCAGGCGCUCUCCCCCCGGAGCCCCGUGUCCUCCAGCCCCACCAGCGGCCUGGACUACGUCCCGGUGAAGCACUGCCUGCUGGCCAUCCUUGUGCUGGCCCUGGUGGCCACCACCUUCCUCGUGUGCACCGUGGUGCUGGCCGUCCGCCUUUCCCGCAAGAACCACAUGUACCCCGUGCGCAACUACUCGCCCACCGAGAUGGUCUGCAUCUCGGCCCUGCUGCCCGAGGGGGAGGAGGGGCCCGCGGUCACCGCCAACGGCAGCCUGCCCGCCACCAAGAAGCCAGGCCGAAAGGAAGGGUCCGGGGAGGACCGCGAAGGGGACGACCUCACCCUGCACAGCUUUCUCCCUUAGCUCCCCUGCCCAACCGCUGGAGCGGGACCCCUGUCUCCCUGCUCCCGCCACUGCCCUCCUGGCCACUGCCGAGCACCAGGCUUGGGCCAUGCGUCUGGGCUUCGAGGAAGUCCCCCAGGGGUAAGGACCUCUAGGGCAGAACCUCUGGCCACUCCCCCAGGCCGGAGGGCAGCCGUGGUUUCCCCUUCCUCCUGGCUGCUGGAGCCUCUCUCUCCUGAACCCAGGGAAGACUCUGGCCCUGCCCUCGCCCCACCGCUGCUGCCCCCUGGUGGCCAUGUUCGUCAUGCAUUUUGGGGACAGGUACUGAGCAGUGCUGGGUUCCCGAGGCCACUUCCUGCUGCUGCCCCACGGGAGGGCGGCUUGAAUUUUCCCAGAUACUCCUCCCCAGAGCCCAGGGUGCGGCCUUGCCCUGGAAGGCUGGGGCAGGGUUGGCGAGCCGAAGGCUACACACUUUUCUGACGCUGUGCGGACCGGCAAACGUCCUUCUCAUGACAGAGUGACGGCCUUCCUGCCCUCUCUUGCCUGCCCCUGUGUCCGACUGCAGGGCGGGCUCUGUCAUUUAAAGUGUGGGGCCAACAGACUUUUCUUAAAGGGCCAGGCAGGAAACGUUUUAGGUGUUGUGGGCCACAUGGUCUCUGUUGCAACUUCUCCACCCUGUUUGCAUCACAUGAAUGCAGCGAUGGUAAUAUGUCAUGAAUAAAUGUGUUUGGCUGAGUUCUAAUAAAACUUUAUUUAUAAACA
Molecule: messenger RNA, 2551 nt
Organism: Phyllostomus hastatus (greater spear-nosed bat)
Lineage: Eukaryota; Metazoa; Chordata; Mammalia; Chiroptera; Phyllostomidae
Gene: SELPLG
Product: selectin P ligand
Exons: 4
Coding region: 311-1810 (499 amino acids)
Biological process (GO): leukocyte tethering or rolling; hemopoiesis
Cellular component (GO): plasma membrane
Source: RefSeq, a predicted model, not a curated record